AAACAAAUAACGCACUCGUGAUUACUUGCUCAGGCUGUGUCAGUGAAGCGCACUGACUUGUGGAAAAGUGAACUGAUCACACUGGAGGAUGUCACACAGCUCUUAUGGCAGAAUGUGGGCUGAUGCCCAGGGGGCCUUGCAGGAUCUCCUGCAAGAUGAAAUGCCCCCGUUGCUGCCUCGUCCUCAGAAGGAUCGCUUUCAGAUCUUUCAGACUCUGGCCACUUUCUACCUGCGCUACCUCCAGAUCUUCCGUGGAUUGGAGGCAGCCUAUGACCAGCUUGUUCAUCCCCAGAAGAGACGUGUGGUGCGCCAUGUCCUGGAAGGAGUCAUGGGGAGAUUGGUGGAGCUGAAGAAUGAGAUGGUGGAGCUAGAGUACUCUGAGUUUCACUACUUUGACGACGUGCUACAGGACCUAAAGAUGACACCUGAGGACUUGGAGAUUCCCAUCCCACGGUAUUUUGUGAGGGAAAGGAUGAAAGCACUGAAAGAAAGAGAGAAAAUGCUGGCUCAUAUUCUGGCUGAAAAGGAAGACAUAGAACAGGAACCUGUACACAGCAUGACUGUGGACAGGGCAGUGCUCUUGCUGCAGGUGAGUGAACGUGCGCGACAGGGACGCCUCAGAGCUCGUUUUAUGAAGGAAAUCCGAGAUGAGGAGAGGAAGAAUCAGCGUAGCGUGAUCGGCAGCACACUGGACCCCCAUCUCUCAGCCACUCUCAUACAAAAGACAUGGCGGGGAUACAGGGAGAGGAAGAGAACCAAGAAAGAACGUCUGGAGGAAAUGAUAUUUUUGGGAAUGAUGGACCCCCAACUCCCAACACCCAGUCGUGCUCAGCAGCGAGCAAAGCAUGUAGAAAGCAACAGGCAUCAGGUGCAGGAACAGCAUGAAGCAGAGUACCAGCAGGCCCUGAUCACCAUCAAGGAGUCUGUUCGCUUAGUAGAUGGACCGGACAUAAAGGAAACACUUCAGGACCAGAUUCGCCAAUGGUUCCUUGAAUGCCGAGAUGCCACCGGAAAGUUUCCUGAUUUCCCAAGCAGUGAGGAUGGAGGAUCAGCUUCCAUAUUUGCACAGAAGACACCGGAGGAGGUUGCAGCUGAGCUUGCUGCUAAACAACAAGAGAAUGAGGAGAAGAAGAAGUCCAAGGGGAAGAAAGACAAAAAUGCUGUAAAGGACAAGAGGAAAGACAAGAAGGGGAAGACUAAAGGCAAAGGCGGGAAAGCUGAUACUGCGGAGGAGGAGGAGGGAUGGAAGAUGAGCCCCAGUAACUUUCUGCCAACGGUUGUUGAAGGAACUAAGAUAUACAGAGAGGUUUGGCGGGCACGAGACGAAGGCCAGAACUUCCACCAGCAUUUUGAUCCUGAGCUGGUGCGAGAGGAGAAAAGAAUGGAGGUGGAAUCGGAGGUCAGAGUUCAGGUAGAUGAGCUGAUGAGGCAGGAACUGAAGAAUCUCAAAUUGGUUGUGGACCGGGACAAGGGCAAAAAGAAGAAAAAAGGGAAAAAGUCCAAUAAAAAGAAGAAAAAGAAAGGCAAAAAGGGUGGGAAGAAGAAAAAGAAGAAAGAGAAGGAUCUGACAGCAGACAGGAAUAUUGAAUCGAUAUUCGAGGAGCUCGUUCUGGAAGGCAUCCUGAUUCAGCCGAUGACCGUAAAAUUAUCUGAUUACCUCGGGGAAUACAGUUACCUGGGUACGAGCCUGAGGCAGGCAGACAUUGAGCCAAUGCCAUCCCUUUCAGACGUCAGACAGCUCAUUGCUCUGUAUGGUGUGCUGCCUCUAGGCUCUCAGUGUGUACAUGAGAGAGGACCUUUAAUCCGCUCAGUUCUUCUGGCCGGGCCAUCAGGUGUGGGGAAAAGGAUGCUGCUGCAUGCCCUGUGCACUGAGACUGGGGCAAAUCUAUUCAACCUGUCCCCUGCCAACCUGGCAGGCAAAUACCCGGGCAGGAGUGGCCUCCAGUAUCUCCUGCAUAUGGUCUUAAAGGUGGCUCGCCAGCUGCAGCCCUCUGUCAUUUGGAUCGGAGACGCUGAGAAAACAUUCUACAAAAAAGUUCCAAAACCAGAGAAAGAGAUGGAACCUAAAAGGCUGAAGAAAGACCUGCCAAAAAUAGUAAAGUCCAUUAAAGCAGAGGAUCGUGUGCUGCUGGUUGGGACAUCCCGCAGACCUUUCGACGCAGACCUCAAAGCCCUGUGUAAAGUUUACAAGAAGAUCAUUCUGAUUCCCAGACCAGACUAUGCAUCGAGACUGAAUUUAUGGAAACAGCUCCUCAGGGUGCGAGGUGUUCAGCUCAGCCCCACUCUGGACCUCAGCUCUUUGGCUAAAGUCACAGAUGGCUACACUCAGGGUCACAUCCUGCAGGCUGUGCGAAGUGUCCUGACCUCUCAACGCCUCAGUCGGCAAAACAAGAAACCCCUGACUGCGCUGGAGUUUAUCCCUCCACUAGCCAGACAAGACCCCAUCUACAAAGAGGAGGAGGAGGCCUUUAAGAGUUGGUACAGCAGGACUCCGAUGGGCAAAAGACGAGCACGGGCAGGAAAGGCAUUUCAAGACGCUGCAGAACUGAAAAAGGGAAAGAAGAAACAUGGAAAGGGCACAAAAGCAGCGGCAGAUGCAAAGAAGAAAAAGAAAAAGAAGUAAAUGUUUUGCUGUUUCCCCCGAGUGCUGUGGUGGUGUUCCUGUUCAGCACAUCAGAAAUGUUCCGUUUUAUUAUUUACUACAGCAUUUUUUUUUAUUUUAUUUAUUUAUAUUGAUAUACAGCCAUAACAAUGUCUUCACAAUGGCACCCAUCAAGGGGUGGGAUAUAUAAUUCAGCAAGUAAACAGUUACUUGUUGAGCUUUACGGGUAAAAAUAGGCAAGUUUAAAGAUUCAAGUGACUUUGACAAGGGCCGAAUUGUGAUCGAUAGAAGACUGGGUCGUAGCAUCCAAGGGCCAAGAAAAAACAACCAGUGAACUAGAUGGUUCCCAAGACUCACAGAUGGAAAUCAAAGGCUAGCCUGUCUGGUCCAGUCCCAUAGAAGAGCUACUGGAACACAAGUUCCUGAAAAGGUUAACACACAGAACACACAGCGCAGCGCAGCUGCAUAGUCACAGGCCAGUCAGAUUGCCUUCACAGGGUGCGUGGGUAUCAGAGUGGACCAUGGAGCAAUGAAAAUGUGUGGAGCAAUAGAAGUGUGUAUAGCUGCAUGUUGCCAGAUGGCACAAUGAGAAGAGCAGCAGAGGUACAGUAGUGUGAUGCUCUGGGCAGUGUGUUACUGGGAAUCCUUGGGUCCUGGCAUUCAUACUGUGACACAUGACACCUAUUUAAACAUUGUUAUCUGAGCUGUUUCAUGACAGAAGUGUAUUGUAUUUCUAGCUUUAAUAUAAAUCCCAAACACUUGAACAAAAACUUUGAAAUGCAGUUCUUUGUUUGGCCACUGGAGGGCAGCAGUAGGCCUUACAGUAGGUCAUUUUUGUGCUGUGAUUUUCCUUCACACAGAUAUUGUUAUUCAUUUACAUGUACUUGUAGUUUAAUUUGAAAUAAAAAACUAUUUUAAUUUAA
Messenger RNA from Clarias gariepinus (North African catfish), 3525 nucleotides. RefSeq names its product IQ motif containing with AAA domain 1 (gene drc11). The coding region runs from base 89 to 2623 and encodes 844 amino acids. The transcript has 19 exons. The record is from RefSeq and is a predicted model, not a curated record. Gene Ontology annotation, molecular function: ATP binding; protein binding; ATP hydrolysis activity. Lineage: Eukaryota; Metazoa; Chordata; Actinopteri; Siluriformes; Clariidae.